Molecule: messenger RNA, 2836 nt
Organism: Culicoides brevitarsis
Lineage: Eukaryota; Metazoa; Arthropoda; Insecta; Diptera; Ceratopogonidae
Gene: rha
Product: centrosomal protein of 120 kDa
Exons: 8
Coding region: 66-2669 (867 amino acids)
Biological process (GO): centrosome cycle; interkinetic nuclear migration; positive regulation of centriole elongation
Cellular component (GO): centriole; centrosome
Source: RefSeq, a predicted model, not a curated record
AAAAAAAAUUAAAAACUGCGUAAAUUGUUGAUCAAAAUUAAAAUAUUUCCAAUUGACACCCGAAAAUGAGUGACGAACUAACGAUAAUUCUUCAUGUCGACGAAGGAAUAAGUUUGAAUGUUAACAAUGAUCCCUUGGUACUCGUGGCGACUUUGGGAGGCAACACAAUGGAAUCUGAUCCGGUAAUUCCGGGUCAUUCGACUGUCUUUGAUUGCAAUUUAGUGUGGGAAACAAACAAAAAAUCCGUCAAAAGGAUGAAAAUGGAAAAUUACCCGAUAAAAAUUGAAGUUUUUGCGGUAAAAUCUGAAAAAGAUCCGUCGCAGCGAAAGUUGAUUGGACAUUUAAUUUUUCCCGUGCGGAACAUUCCAUUUUUGCCGCCUACUAAAGCACUCACGUACAAGAGUAAAUGGUACAAACUAAUUGGACUUGCCUCGGAAUGGAGAGUUUUAAAGCCCGAAAUUAUGUUGAGUUUGAUGAUAACGGACAAGGAAUUUUUUUCGCGAACCAGAACGGCGCUUAUGACGCCAAAUCGGAGUGUAGAUCACGAAUUUCUCGGGGAUGUUACGCCGAAAUAUGAUAUUUUGACGUCGCAACAGGGGAUUUUCAUAAGACUUUUGAAGGAAGAGGGGGUUUUACAGGUUGGCAAUAUCGAUACGGACUGCGAUGUGUUCCUUGCGAAAAUUUUGCUGAAGAAUGUGGUUCAUGCGGAGAGUAUGGUUUCGACGAUGGAAAAGGCUGAAAUUGAUAAAAAUAAGUUUCAGUUGAGGUAUAUUUUUCCUCAAAAUGACGUGCCUUUUGUUUGUGAGAUGAAAAAACGGGAAGAUGGAACGUAUGGGCUUCAAGAAAUUAUUGCGAUUAAUAUUAGAACGUCUCUGCAAGUGCUUCAGAAAUAUUUCAAUCAAAUUUUUUGUAUUCCUUUCCAAAUUUUUUAUGAUGAUAAACUUAUAGGAAACGGCAAACUAUCUUUAGCAAACUUACUUCAAAUCGACAACUUGACGGAAUUCCUAACCAAUUGUCAUGACAACGAAAACACUUACGAACAAGAAUCCUCGUGUCCCGUCAUUCCAUCGGAAGAAAUCUCACCAUUUAUCGAAAAACCAUCUGUUUCCUUCCGUUUUAUGCUUUCUUACAUCUCCACGAACAAACUUGCUACCCAAGACUUGUUCGAAAGUCGCAAGGAAAAAGAAGAUUUGAAACUUCCUGAACUCGACAUCGAUGCUGGCGGAGAUUUCGCGCCUUUAGAAUCAUCUUUUGAGCUUCCUCGAACUCCGACGCCGCUAAAACUCGAACACGUUGGCGACACUCCGGGCAUAAUAAUCUCCCCAAAACCCAUAAUGGAAGAAAUUCCCUCUGAAAAACCCGAAAGUAUCAAAGCUGGCUCGAUUGCAUCAAAAAAUUUCGAAGCUGAAGCGAAAAAAGAUCAAAUCCCGCACACUUUUAGCUACACUCUCGUACUAAAAAACAUCAAAUUCACAAAUCGCGUUGAAAAUGGCAUCUGGCAAGUGAGUUUUUAUCAUCCCCGUGCCGAGACUCCCUUCACAAUUAUCAACCUGGAGUUGCAAAAUAUCGAAGAUGAGUCCGUGGAUUUCGACGAUCUCGAGUUGCAAUUAAUUUUUUCCGCCAUUCCGAGUGAUGUUGAUGCCAUAAUUAAGGCGGAUAAUUGUUUGUUCAACAUUAGCGGGCCUCGAGGAACGCGCGGAAAGGCAGAAUUGAACAGCGAAACGUUGUUGAUGGGCGAAAAAAAGUCACCCGGGACGAUUUUGUUGGAAAAUCAAAACGGAGAAAAAAUGGCGAUGGCAACAAUUUUCGUGUACAUCGAAGAUUUGGGCAUAAAUCACAAUAGUCAAGUGAAAAAACCGCUUCCCAUGAUGCCUGUUGGAGCAAAUCCCAAGUCGUAUGUCGAUGAGGGACUCGCUUAUCGCUUCGUCGAAGACCUGGAAAAAUGGAAAAAGACGCAGGAGGAAAAUUUUCUCGUUGAAUUGAAGCGGAAGGAGAUUCAACAUUUGGCGAAAUUGACGGCGGAAUGGAAAAGGAAAAAGUCAAAAAUGGAAAAAGAUAUGAAAGAGAAGAUGGAAAAGUGUGUCGCGUUGCAAAAGACGCUCGAAGAUGCGCAGAAAUCGUUGAAAUCAAAAAGCGACGAACAAUCCCAACAGGAACGAAAUCUCUUUCAAGCCAAAUCCGAUCUCGAGCAAUGUUUCAACAAAAAACUCUUGGAAAUCCGCGAAAAAGCGCGUCGCCUUGAGGAUGACAUGGAACGAAAACUUCAUUACGAGCAAAUAAAGUACAAAGAACUCGAACUCAGUACAAAAGCUUUGGAAAAGGAAAACGAUCGUCUUCGUUCUCGCAUCGCCGCCCUCGAAAAAGAAGCUUCGAAGAUGAAAGAAAAUUUAUUUCCGAAAGAACAACUCGUUACUUUAUUCCAAGACAUGCGACUCCUGAACGAACGAUACGAAAACGCACAAAAAUCAAAAAUGUACUAUAAGGAGCAAUGGGCGAAACUGAUACGAGAAGUGCACAUGUUGAAGUCAUCUUCAACGGAGCAGUUCAAGGAUGACGUCAUGAAUCGAAAAGCGUUUGACAUCGAUAAUUGGUUAGAAAAUGAAAAAUUCGAUUUGGAUUCCGAUGCGAGCGAAAUGGAUUUUAUCAAGCGAUCGUUCGAAUGUGAUUAGAAUGUGAAUGACAUCGAAGUACAACAAAAAGUAGAUAAAUUUUUCCAAUGGCCUUCAGUUAUAAUGCACACAAAUAUUGGUGCAGCUACUUCAAAUUAUAUAAUUGACAAGAGAUAGUGAUACUUUAGUUAUUUAUUUGUACUAAUUUAUUGACUCAAAUGCACUUU